AUUGGAGGUGUGUCAAUAAAAAUGAACCAAUCAAAUUCCUUGUUACAAACAGUAACAAUAACACGUUCAAGGACAAGAUGACGACGUAUACAGACAAAGGUGAAAAGCCUGAAUCAGGCAGAUUUGUCAGCUUCGAUCAUAUCACUUUCUGGGUUGGAAAUGCCAAGCAGGCAGCGUCCCACUACUGCGCCAGACUUGGAUUUGAACUACUUGCCUACAAAGGUCUGGAGACGGGUAGUCGUGAAGUUGCCGCUCAUGUCGUGCGCCAGAACAAGAUAAUGUUUGUGUUCCAGUCCAUGUUACAGCCACACAAACCAAAAGAGAUGGGUGAACAUUUGGUGAAACAUGGAGAUAGUGUCAAGGACGUGGCGUUUGAGGUAGAAGAUUUAGACGCCAUAUUCACUAGAGCUAUAGAGCGUGGUGCUAUAGUGGUAAAGAAACCGUGGGAGGAAACAGACGAAGGAGGCACUGUGAAGUUUGCCAUGGUGAAAACCUACGGAGAUACAACACAUACGUUUGUGGAUAGAUCUAAAUAUAAAGGCGCCUUCCUCCCGGGGUACCGCGCUAUCACUAUCCAGGACCCACUCUGUGACCUCCUUCCGAAGACAGGCCUGAAUUUCAUUGACCACAUCGUGGGGAACCAGCCAGAGGAUGACAUGGUGUCCGUGGCGGAAUGGUAUGAGAGAAAUCUGAUGUUCCACAGAUUCUGGUCAGUGGAUGACAAACAGAUCCAUACGGAGUACUCCGCACUACGGUCUAUUGUGGUGACUAACUAUGAGGAAACCAUCAAGAUGCCAAUCAAUGAGCCGGCUUCAGGGAGGAGAAAGAGUCAGAUCCAGGAAUAUGUGGAUUUCAAUGGUGGAGCUGGAGUACAGCAUAUAGCUAUGAACACAAACGAUAUCAUAGAAACGGUAACGCGUAUGAAAGCUCGAGGUCAGCAGUUUCUGGAGAUUCCUACGAAGUAUUAUGAUAACCUGAGGAAAAGAUUAAAGCUCUCCAACAUCAAGGUCACCGAAAACAUGGACACUCUACAGAAACUGCGUAUCUUGGUAGACUUUGACGAGAAUGGUUACCUCCUACAGAUCUUCACCAGGAUGAUGCAGGACAGACCGACAGUCUUUCUGGAGGUCAUUCAGCGACACAACAACAGUGGAUUUGGAGCUGGAAACUUCAAGUCAUUGUUUGAAGCCAUCGAGUUGGAGCAAGCAGAAAGGGGCAAUCUGUGAUAAGAUGUGAUAUGAUCAAGAUAAGGUCAUGAUGACGUCAUCAUAACACUGCGAUGAUGUCAUGAUGAGGUUAGGGUGUGUAUUGGUGUGAAGGAGAUGAUAGAUGUAGCCGAGUGAAGGGGAGGCGACUGUGGUAGUAUGACAGACUCGUAUAUAUAAUUACAUAUCUUAAACAGACGUUCCUCUGUCUGCUUUCUUAUGCACGUUGAACCUAAUCAGAAAUCAAAACGUUUCAAUAUUUUGAUAAUUAUAUGUAUUAUUAAAUCAAUCUUGUAAGUUUAAUGGGUACUUUAUGUAUGUAUUCGAAUAUUUUGCUUGGAAUGGAAUCAUGCUGAUAAUGGUAUAGCUGUUUUGAAUUGGUGUUUUUUUCUUCUGUUAGAAGACAAUAUUCCAUAGUGAUCACGUUUUACAAAUUUUCUGUUCUAGCCAAUACCAGUUCAGUAUUAAUGUUACGAUAUCGUUUGUGAUUGACAAUCGUGUAAUAGUUUGUUUGAAAAUGUUGUAGUAUUGAAGUUGCUGUCGGUAAAAGUCUGAUUUUUCACCGGUAUAAUUUACAAGAAUAUUAACAACAGUAUCGUAAACCUUUCCGAAGAGAUAUCAUCAUAAACAUUUCAAAAACAUAUAAUUUAGCGUCAGCUGUUUAACAGGUUUGGCCAAUUUGAAUGUAUUGUGUCACACCAGGAAGCUGCUGUUUCCCCGUAAACUAUCCCCGUCUAUUUAGCAAACUGCUUAGUAUAGCAGCCUGUUUAUUUUACGGACUGAUUAUUUUACGGACUGGUUAUUUUACUAUGACUGGUAUUGCUAUCUGUAGUUUACUGCCUCACCUAGCUCUCUAUGUCGUUAAGUUGCUUUCUGAUAAACAGUCCAUGAAGUUUUCUGGUAUAAUAAGUCUGGCAUGAAUCUUUUGUGAAAACAUUUUUUUCAUUAAAUAAUCUUUCUCAUUGCUAUAAAAGACAUCUCCGUACAGAUCAUAAUAAGAAGAGGCAACUACUGCUACAGAAGUUAUUUACUUCAAAUGUACAAACAAAUCAAGCAAGUAUAAAUUGAUGUCAACGUGAAUGAGAGGAUAAUGAACUAAAAUUUACAUCUUUUAUUUAAGUCAGAAUGACAUCUAUGCUUGAAUCAGAAUGAUAGCCAUGAUACUAGUCAGUAAUCACAGUACCAUAGCAGGGAGAUUCAAAUGAAGUAAAACCCGAGUGUGAGGCUUGAUUUGGUAUUUUAGUCCUAGAAAUGAGAUUCUGCUUACAGUUUUUAUAACCUGAUUGUUUAACCAGAUCUUAUGUCAUUUUACUGUCGUCAUAUGAGCUACUUAUAUCAUUUACAAUUUUCUUUUUCAAAAUGCUCAGUAUUCAGAAUACAAUCAUUAAAUUUACAUUUACAUUUCAAAUUGCAUUUCUUUCUGCCAAGCGACUCAGAAACCAUAUUCUUUUCAUAUUAAAGUUUUCUAUAGCUUUCGUAUGUAGGGUUGAAAAGCAUAUAUCCUUAAUAAUAAGAAGAACAUAUGAAAUAUGUAAUUAGUUAUACACAACACACAUAAAUCGUGUGCUGAUGAUAUUUCUUAAUGUAAUUAGUGCUUAAUGAAGAUGACGUGUAUAGGCUGUAAGCCUUGUGUCCAAUCCUUUCUGUUGUCGAUAGAAUUUGUUGUAAUGAAAAAUAUCUAUUAUUGCUUUCCUUUGAAACAGAUAUAUUGUAUCCAGCCAUAUUGAUGAUUUUUUUAUAUCAAUCCAUUAUUUGUGAAUAUAGAUAAUUUGUCAAUUUUUUUAAUGCUUUACAUACCAAAAGCAGGUUCCUUUUUAUGUACAGUAGUGUGUUUAAGUUUGAGAUUGGAAUCUUGUUGUAUCGAGUUUCAACAAUACAUUUUGUACAAUGUUUAAGCUGAGUGUUUGACUAUUUGUUUUACAAAAGUAUAAUGUUUGUGUAUAUUACAUACAGGUGGCUUAUUUUGACUCGCAGGAAAAGUAUGUUUUGUUUUCAAUUUUGAAAAUUAAGACAAUAUCAAUGAUUUAAAUUUGACAGUUACGUACCAUGAAGCUGAAAAAACUUGGUAUAGAUGUGUCAGUCAGCCAUUUUCAUUGAGCUUAAAGCCACACAAUCUGAAAUUAAUCUUCAAUCCAACGGAAAAACUUUAUUAAUGGUUAUUUUUUUUAUCUUUUUAAGUCUUAGGACAUGUAUAUGAUAUUUUGAUUGAUAACGAUUAGAAAAAUAUCAAUGAUUCAAAUAUUAAUAAUCCAUGCAUUAUUCUAAUUAAAAAAAAACAAGGAACUUGAUACAACAGAUUUCUGGACACCCCAGCCCUGAGGCAGCUUGAAGGAGAUGGUGUAUACUGUAGACCUGCAGCCCUGAGGCAGCUUGUGUUAGAUUGGGUACUGUAGAGAUUCAUUUGAUUAGUGUCUAUUAGUGUUGAGGAAGCAACAUUCCCUUGGAUUGAAAAUUAGAUACAUACAUUAUUGACAUAUAGCCCUGUGAAUAUAAUCAACCACUUCUCUAUCAAACAAUCUCAAAGACAAAUGGGUAGAAACUGGAUGACUUUCAUUGGUAGACAAUGCAAAGUAAAUGUGAAACAAAUCUAGAAAUUAGGGAUUAAAGCAGUUAUGAAUUUGGAUAUUGAAGAACCUCCAACAUCCCUAUACAUUCUUGUGUAUGAGCUGAGAGUGUGAGAGCUGUAGGAUUGUAUGAUGCUAUGUAGAUGAGAAAGCAUAUUUUUGGUCAGUUUCAUUAUACCUGAAUGUUGAUGUUUAAGUCCCAUCUUGUUACCUAGGUGUAAUAAGAUUUUUCUUCUUUGAAAAGCAAUGUUUCAGUUUUCUUUCUUAGUAAAACUUAUUUUCACAGAAUGUAUAAUAAAUUCUUUCUAAUUUUUUAAUUGUGCUGUUUGAAUUAACCUCAAUACUAUGACUGUUUUGUCAUUAAGUAGUACAGUGAUUAAAGGCAAUAAAACUGUAAGUUUAACUUUUAGCAGUGAGGUAUGCAUUUGUAGUUAAAAAAGAGGAUGAUGUAUUUUGUAUAAACUUUAAAUUUGAUCAAAUAUCAUUUGAAAAUGAACAAAUAUAUGAGAAAUGGUUGUAAUUUAGUAUAAUCAUUUUUUUUUACAUGCAUUGAUGUAUGUACUGUUUCUGUUGGCUUCUAACUAAGCCUACAUCACAUUAUGAUGGAAUAUGGAUUUAUAUUACGCUUUCAUACAUAUUACUUAAGCUCUCUAAAGAACAUGACCUACAGACAGGACCAAUCGGAGUUUAAGUACAGUGACCAACAUAGGAACUGUGUACCAGGUAGAUGAUACCGUGAGUGUGGUAUAGGUAGAAAAAGAAGCUUGGCAAUUCCUCUGUAAACUCCAAUUGAUGACCAUCCACAUCACACAUUUAAGGACGUGAAUUUAAUCACAGAAUCAAAUACAAUUGCUAUCAGACUCCAUUGGUGAAUUAAUACUUGCCUGUAUAAGUUUAAAUGAUGAAAGGUGUUGUCUAAAUAUUGCAUGAAGUCAUUUUGUGAGUAAUUAAUGAACAAAUAAAACUGUUUCAAGGAACUCCAUGAUGAACUGGCCAGCACAUUCUAUUGUGGUAGGGAAAUCAGUGAUAAAAGUUCUUUUCUAGGACAAUACAACACAAGAAUACAUUUUUUUUUAUGAAUCUCAGUUAUGUUAGUCAAGUAUUACUCUGUCUUUGUUCAUACUGUGUUAAUUCCUUUUGUGUAAAGUAAUGGUUAUAGUUAGGUAGGAAUAUUGCUGUACCAUUAGUAUUAUGUAUUUCUGUUUCCUUUUAUCAUUCCAGUAACACAAGUAUCAGUGAUACAAUAAACAUAAAAAAUCAUGACCAUUGCACAUCUCACCAUUAUCUACAAGUAAUCAAAGACACAAACAUAUAAUGGUAUUAUUCAGUCACCUGUGUGUGUGUAUUCUGUUUAUCUUUCUAAUCGACUGUACAUAAACCUAAAUCGCACAUCCUGUUGCUCAUUUUAUUUUCCCUGUCAAAUUUUUCAAAAUUUCAUUUUGACAAUUUAUAAAUAAAAAGGUAAAACUGCAAAAAUUAAUUCUUAAGUCUUAAGGAAGAUAAUUUUGGAAGCUUGCGAGCGAAAAUGUAGUAUUUAUUUUUUGCGAAAUUGGGCAUACGCAUGCUGUUGUGAUCAGCAGAUGAAAUAGUGAUGACAAUUUUAUUGUAUUGGUAUUGUGCAUCGUAUACCGCUAUUGAUGAUCAUUAUGGAACGCCAAAUUAACAUUUAUUCAAAUAAUUGCACCUAUCUUCAAAUAAUUCAAGAUAGGUACAAUUCAAUUGAAGAUAGGUGUAAUUCAAACAAAAAUAGGUACAAUUCAAUUGAAGAUAGGUUUAAUUCGUCAUAUUUGAACCUAUCUUCAUUUGCAUUGUACCUAUCUUCAAUUAUUUGAAUAUCUGUUAAUUUGGCUUUCCAUAUGGAAUAUGUAUAUAUAUAUAUUCAAUUAAUUGUGCCUAUCUUCAAAUAAUUGAAGAUGGUACAAUUAAUUGAAGAU
This is a messenger RNA of Mizuhopecten yessoensis (Yesso scallop), 5703 nucleotides long. Its product is annotated as 4-hydroxyphenylpyruvate dioxygenase-like. Gene Ontology annotation, biological process: L-tyrosine catabolic process. Gene Ontology annotation, cellular component: Golgi membrane; endoplasmic reticulum membrane. Gene Ontology annotation, molecular function: 4-hydroxyphenylpyruvate dioxygenase activity. The record is from RefSeq and is a predicted model, not a curated record. Lineage: Eukaryota; Metazoa; Mollusca; Bivalvia; Pectinida; Pectinidae. The transcript is spliced from 12 exons. Bases 78 to 1226 code for a protein of 382 amino acids.